AUUAGAGGCAUAGAGUAAUGGAAUACUAUAAGUGAAGCAGAAAAAAGCAAAAGAAGCAAAUGCAAACACUAUCUAACUAACCCUUUACUCACUAUUCAACUUGGACUUAAAUGCCUUUUUCUUCAUUUCCACUCAAUUGCCCCCAAACACCCGCCAUCAUUCUUGCCCACAAAACCAACAUUAUUACAUUUUCUGUCUCUUCAUCUUCCCAGAUUUUUCUAACCUCAGAUUUAAACCAGCUUAUGCUUAGAAUUCUCUCACAGCUUGAUUGAUUUUCUAGCAAAAAGUCGAACUAAUGGAGAAAAAACAGCUAAAUUUUAGCGUUCCUCUGAUGUCUGCAAGACGGUAUUCAUCUCCAAUACGCCGUUCAGGUGAGCAGGACAAGAGGGAUUCUCCGCCAAAGAACCGGAGCUCAAUUCCGUCUCAGCCAUCAGAUGUAAACUUGGAUGAGGUGGUGAAGCCAGGGUCUGUUCCAUUCAUUUGGGAGCAAGCACCGGGGAAAGCAAAAGGCGGAAAUGAGUCUCAGACACAGAGCCCUGAUGAGGUGCCUACGACUCCUAAGGUUCCUCCUAGUAUGCCAUUUCCUCCUGGUAAAAAAUCAGGGGAAUUGAAUGGAUACAGAACACCCAAUAAACUAUCAGGAGAGUUGGCAGUUCUUAGACCUCGAAACAAGCUAUCAGGAGAGCUAAAUGUUCUAAGACCCCAUAAGUUUUCGGGUGAGCUUAACACCCAUCACCCCCAUAAUAAACUCUCAGGGGAACUUAAGACAUUGAGUGCCAAAUUUUACUCCUCGAAUGAUGGUAUUGUUAGAUGGGAUGGUUCAAAAGAGGGGACUGAAAUGAAUGAAAGUUCGUCAGAAGAUGAUGCUACAUUCUCUGAUGCAAUUGAAACUUUGUCUCAGUUAGAGUCGUUUUCUGUCAAUUGUAGUGUCAGUGGUUUGACUGCUUCAGAUCGCCCUGAGACCAAACGUUCUGAGAAUCUUCCAACAGAUCCAAGAGCUCGGGAGUUUAUGAUGAACCGGUUCUUACCUGCAGCUAAGGCAAUGACCCUCGAGCCAUCUCAUUAUUCCUCUAGGAAACAACUUGUAGUUGUGGAGCAAACUAAGGAAGUUAAAGCAUUGGUUCCUAGAGCUAUGACACCUCCACCUAACCGAAACAUAUGCAACAUUGUGCCUUACACUGGUCAAGAUAUUGGGUCUGAAGAAAGUGAAGAUGAAGAAGACAACUAUGAUGGGAGGAGCGCUCUAUCUGUUAAAGUCAAAGCUUGUGGAUUUCUUCCUUGGUUUUGCUCAAAGAACUCUUUGCGCCUUGUUAAUCCACUACCGACCAUGAAGGAUAGAUCAAAGAGUGCUCUGUCUUCUGCCAGUAAACUCGGCAAAUUGGUUAAGAAUAAAUCGUGGAGAUCUCCCAGUCAAAAACUGGCUAAGCAAGAUACACAUAGUAAUCAAAAGCACAAGACCAGUCAAGUGUACAAAAGCUGUGAGCUACAAAAGCCAAAGCAUUCUUCUAGGCCAAUGUUCUACUCCGGGGAGCUGCAGACUAGAAGUGGCUCUCCUUACCGAAGUCCCAGGAGAAGUGCUGUCUCUCCCUUUCGGAAUGAAUCACCUCAGUCCCUCUACCAAAAGGGUGUAGGUUUUCUUGCAGUCCCCAAAGAGGUUGAUUCCUUUGCUGAAUAUCGGUCAAAGGUUCCUCAAAAGGGUAGUUCGAAAAGAUUUGAAGAUCCAGGAAAGAAGAUAAGGAGUUCAGGCACAAGAAGCCCAGCUGUUGAAAAGACACUAUAUGUAGAUUCUGUAAAUAUCACCAAAGUCUCCCAUUCAAUUUUGAACUUGCCAAAGACCAAAAGGCAGGUAGACGGAAUGGUUCAACAGGCUGUAAAAUUAGAAACUCCGUCUGAACAUGGAGGACGAAUGGAAAUCAUGAAGGCUAGGGGCAUGAGUGGACCUCUUGUUUGUGGCGCCGCUGAUUCCUCAGAACCUGCUAGAAUAUUAGAAAAAGGCAACACAAAUACCUGCAGGGAGCUUGUUUUAGUGUCAUCAGAUGACAACACCACUAUGCAGUCUACUCUCAAUCCCCCGUUGCCAAAAUCACCAUCAGAAUCUUGGCUUUCUCGGCAAUUGCCUUCAGUUACACCAAGGGCUUCACCCAGGAACUCAGUUUCUUAUUCAAGUCUGAACUCCAAGAUCUUGUCCAGGCAGCAGAAUGCCAAAACACUCACUUCUGGUGUCAAGUGGGAAACUAUUGUCAAAAGCUCUCAUUUGCGUCAAGAUCAUGGACGUUACUCAGAGGAAUUGGUAACUCAAGUUUCUCAGCAAGGUCGAAGAUGGAAGUAAAGGUCUCUAGACUAUUGAAAUAUAUAUACAAACACUCACCGUGAUUAUACAUGGAUUGUUUUGCCAUAACUGAAGAUUUAAGUUUUUUCCUCAACAAUCUUCAGUUUCCACAUUUUUUUUGGAGGCUGGUUAAUUUAUCAUGUUUCGCCGCCCUGGAGUUUUCUUUCUUUGCUUAAACCUUAGGACUAGGAGAUUGGGGUCACCAUCAUUCCAAGAAAUGUACCUAGUUCCAACAAGUGGAUUUGUUGUGAACCUUAGAUAACUAGUACAGACUGCUUUCAGAAUGCAGCUUUGGUUAUGAAAAAAAGCUGUAAUAGAAUCAACAUUUUAAUUUAUAAAUUGGCAAGGUUUUUAUAA
Messenger RNA from Chenopodium quinoa (quinoa), 2686 nucleotides. RefSeq lists its product as uncharacterized. The coding region runs from base 296 to 2329 and encodes 677 amino acids. The record is from RefSeq and is a predicted model, not a curated record. Lineage: Eukaryota; Viridiplantae; Streptophyta; Magnoliopsida; Caryophyllales; Amaranthaceae. The transcript has 4 exons.